Penicillium canariense is the source of this 621-nucleotide messenger RNA. Its product is annotated as autophagy-related protein 101. Gene Ontology annotation, biological process: autophagosome assembly; autophagy. The record is from RefSeq and is a predicted model, not a curated record. The transcript is spliced from 3 exons. The coding region runs from base 1 to 621 and encodes 206 amino acids. NCBI's taxonomy places the organism in Eukaryota, Fungi, Ascomycota, Eurotiomycetes, Eurotiales, Aspergillaceae. Gene Ontology annotation, cellular component: phagophore assembly site.
AUGGAGCCCCGCAAAACCCCUCCAGAGUACUUCCUGGAGAUCUUCGCCGACACCACCACGGUCCGCGAUGUGCUGAAAGGCGUCCUGAACCUCAUCUUCUUCCACCGCUUCUUCCCCUCCAUUCGGCCCGUCACCUUCGAUGUAUUGGACCUGACCCUCCCCGCUAUCAAUGAUGCAGACCUGGAGACCCUCAUCGAGUCCCGCGUGAACGCCUUGGUCCGUCAGCACCUCAGCUCAGCCGCCGGGGCGCAGGAUGGCAAGGUAGGUGGGGGCGGUGGGGGAGUGCGUGGACGGAUCGCCGUAGAGUUCUAUGAGAAGAAGCGGCGUCGGUCGGGCUUGUGGUUUGGCGGAUUAGCUGGAAAGGGCGAGGAGGAGGUAUGCUGGGAGAUUUGGACGCUGGAUGUGACCAUUGCCACACCCCGCACCGAGUCCGAGCGAGCGAAAGUCCGCAAGGCUAUGGGAAACAUGCUUCAGAAAGCAGCAUUGAAGAUCCUGACUGUCGUCAACCGCGACAAAGACCAUAUACCACCCAUUACGACCAGCGACUCCAACCCGUUCCCAUAUCGGAUUGUGGUCAAUCCGCGUACCGAUGGCUGGGGCAACCGCAUGGGGCUCUAUUAG